Messenger RNA from Erinaceus europaeus (western European hedgehog), 2935 nucleotides. It is a transcript of the gene ZNF446, whose product is annotated as zinc finger protein 446. Lineage: Eukaryota; Metazoa; Chordata; Mammalia; Eulipotyphla; Erinaceidae. The coding region runs from base 316 to 1848 and encodes 510 amino acids. Gene Ontology annotation, biological process: regulation of DNA-templated transcription. The record is from RefSeq and is a predicted model, not a curated record. The transcript is spliced from 8 exons.
CCGGGCUCCGCUCUCAGAGGACGGCAGGCCGCCCGCGAGUGGCGACGCCCCCGGACCCCAGGCGCCUGCUAUCCCCGCCGAGGGCCGCGGGGCGUGCUCGGUCGGGAGGCGACUCUGGAGAGCUGCGGACGCCCCUCCCGCCUUUCCCGCGGAGGCUCACGGGAAGUGUAGUUCUGGGGCGGGGGUCUGGGCGCCGGGUCCUGAUUGGCCGGGGCGCCGUCGUCUGGGUAACGCGGUGGGCGGGGCUCCGGGCGGGGACCGGAAGUGGCCGCUGCGGAGGGCCUUGUUGGCGGCUCUGGGCAGACUCCCAGCACGAUGCUCUCGCCUCUGGGCCGCCAGAACCAGCCCUCCGUGGGCCCCGGCGCCGUCCCUGUCGCCGUCCCCGUCCCCGUCCCCGAGGAUCCCGACGUGGCUCGCCUGUGCUUCCGCACAUUCUGCUACCAGGAGGCCGCGGGGCCCCGGGAGGCCCUGGCCCGGCUGCGGGAGCUGUGCCGCCGCUGGCUGCGCCCCGAGCUGCGCUCCAAGGAGCAGAUGCUGGAGCUGCUGGUGCUGGAGCAGUUCCUGGGCGCCCUGCCGCCCGAGAUCCAGGCCUGGGCGCGGGAGCAGCGGCCCGGCAGCCCCGAGGAGGCCGCCGCCCUGGUGGAAGGGCUGCGGCAGGACCCUGAGCCGCUGCUGGGCUGGAUCACAGCCCGCGUGCUGAGGCGAGAGGCGCUUCCGGCAGCCCAGAAGUCGGAGGGCUCCUCGGGAAGCCCCCUGGCCGCGGGGGCAGAGGGGCUGCAGGACACCCAGCCGGGCUGCACGGUGAAGGAGGAGCCUGACGCCGCCAAGGGGCAGGAGCCCGCUUUCUCCAACCCUGACCCUCCGGCCGCAGCUCCGUCCCCUGCAGGGCAGCCGGGGCAGCCGGGACACCAGGAAGCGGCGUCCUCCACGUCCCAGCCACCCGAGAUGCCCGUAAGCAGUGCCGCUCAGCGGGCGGGUGGGGAGAGGACGCCGCCAGCCACCACGUUCUGCUCCCCGGAUCUCCCGCUCUUGUGCCCUCCGCCGCCUGGAGGUGGUGGUUUCGGUGUGCCCUGGCAUCCUGGGGGACUGAGGCAAAGCCGGGGGCUUCUCCCUCAGCACACUGUCGGCACCCCAGGCGUGAGCCAGCCACGGCCACCCCAGGGUCCUCACCCUCACCCAGCCUGCCGGAAGGAGGCCGAGGGGGCCGGGCGCCUCCACCAGGAGGAGUGGAUGCUGCUGAACCGGUCGCAGAAGGAGCUGCACUGGGACGUGAUGUUGGAGAAGUACGGCUCGGUGGUGUCCCUGGCAGGGUUACCUGCACCCCAGACCGACACGGCAGCUGAGUCCCAUCACGGGGUGCUCCUCACGGGACCCCAAGGUGCAGGAAGCGUCCACCCAGGGGUGCAGGGCCAGGGCCCUGGUGCAGUGCUACCCAGCUCCUCGGAGUCCCAGCCUCAGGGGGACCCUCCCGGGGUGCAGACGGGCGUCGGGCCCCUGCCCCAGAGAAAGCCACCCUACACGUGUGAGCAGUGCGGCCUCAGCUUUGACUGGAAGUCCGUGUUCGUGAUCCACCACCGUUCACACACAAGUGGGCAGAGCCCGAAGACCGUCUCCGGGAGACCCCAGAAGCCAGGUGCGCCCCGACACCCCCGGCACGCCCUGGCGGGCGCCCGGAGCUACACGUGUGAGGACUGCGGGCACAGCUUCAGCUGGAAGUCGCAGCUGGUCAUCCACCGGAAGGGUCACGCUAGCCGGCAGCGCCACGUCUGCGGGGACUGUGGCCGGGGCUUUGACUGGAAGUCCCAGCUGGUCAUCCACAGGAAGGGACAUCAGCCCGAGGCCCCCUAAGCCCCAGCUAGCGGCCGGAGGCACCCCGCUGCCCGAGGCCCUCAAGCCUGGGGUCCCCUGCCCAGCCCAGUCUCCCUGGAAGCCCCCUGGCGGGAGAAACAGAGCAGCUGUCUCCCGCUUGCUGUCACCCUGCCGCACCGGCAGGAGUCCACGUGGUAGGAGGCUGGUGGGACAGCUGACUGGGCCAGCGCACACCUCAUGUGUGACCCCGUUGAGACUCAGCCACCAAGCUGUGGUUCCCCUCUCUCUCUCUUUUUAAAUUAUUUUUUUAUCUUUUUAUUGAAUGUAGACAGAAAUUGAAAAGAGCGAUAGACACCUGCAGCCCUGCCUCACCACUCACGAAGUUUUCCCCCUGCAGGUGAGAAGUAGGGGCUUGAACCUAGGUCCUUGCACACUGUGACGUGUGCGCUCAACCAGGUGCGCCACCACCCGGCUGGUUCCUCUCUCUGAACUGAUCUCCCUGAGGAAAGAAAUCAAGUUCCCCUCUGUGGCUGCAGGGUGACCCUCAAGCACCUGCGACUGAAGUGACAAGCUAGUGACUCUCAGCCCUGGGACCUCCAGGAAGGGGAAGAUGUCUGUCCAUCCCUGUCUCAGCUGGGCCUCCCUGUGGGGAGCCGGGCACCUCGGAGAGCGAAGCUGCCCACUUGCAGGUGGCUGAGUGGCCACUAGCUCUCCGCGUGCCUCUUGGGAUUUAGCUGCACUUUGCUUGGAUGUUGCUGGGACUCUGCGCAUGCACAGUUUCGCGGCACCCAGACUUUUCCUUUUUUUUUUUUUUUUUACCAGAGCACUGGCCAGCUCUAGCUUAUGGCAGUGUGGGGGUUGAACCUGGAACUUUGGAGCCUCGAGCAUGAGAGUUUCUUUGCAUAUCCAUUACACUAUCUACCCCUCCCUACGAGAUCUUUAUAGUGGGGAAGGUUUUUGCUGAACUGCCAGCAGCCCUGUCCCCAGCCUCCCUGCGUCUUGUCCUUCCACGUCACAGUCUAGCCACAGAGGGAUCAUCCUGGCCACGUGUGGAUGGCAGGGGGCCUUCCUCUUGACCCGGAUCAUGAUGCCUAUUCUGAAAUAAACACCUUCAGAUUCAGUUAAA